This is a messenger RNA of Closterium sp. NIES-65, 7063 nucleotides long. The record is from the annotation of a GenBank genome assembly. Lineage: Eukaryota; Viridiplantae; Streptophyta; Zygnematophyceae; Desmidiales; Closteriaceae.
AUGUCGGAGUCGGAGAGUGAUGAGGUGGUGGUGAGUGAGUCCAGCGACAACGAGUGCGACGACGACGACAGUCUCGACGAGGAUUAUGGCGGCGACAACAGUUGCGACGAGGGGGGGGACAAUGACGGCGACGACGACGGCGAUUGGAACGAGCAGGAGGGCAGCUCGAGCGCAGAGGAGGGGGCAGGGGGCCGGAGGAAGCAGGGCAACGGCAAGGCGGCGACCAAAUCAGCGGCGACCAAAGCAGCGGCGACGAAAACAGCGGCAGCGAAACGCGUGCAGCGAGGAGCGAGCGGCGUGAGGAGCGUUGGGCGGCGAGCGAGGGAGGCGAAGAGUGAGGGGAGUGGCGACGAGGAGCCGUCAGUGGCUGCCAUGAAGGCUGCCAACGUGGCUGCCGUCCUCAGGGGCGACGUGGAGGUGUGCAGGAGGGCGCUGUUGCCGCGCAUGCUGUCAGUCUCACAGGACGCGGCUGUGCUGCGCCGCCCCUUCAAGUCGCCGUGCCCUGGUGCCACCACCAACGCCUCCCCCGAGCUGCUCCGCCGCCUCGCUGCAUGCCGCCGCUUCGUGGCGUGGGGAGGGGGCGUGCACCGCCGACCCCUGGUCAUGGCGCCCGCGGGGGACCAGGGCGAGGGUGAGGACGCGGAGGACGGCGAGGCAGAGAAAGGCGAGGAGGAGGCGCAGGCAGUUGCGGCAGCGGAGGCGGGGUACGAGCCACUGGUGCUGUGGGUGCCGGAGGAGGACCCGUUCCACGCGUGUGAGCAGUCUCAGCCCAUCGCCGUCGACCCCAUCCUCGCCAAGUGCCUCCGCGCCCACCAGCGGGAGGGAGUGGCGUUCAUGUUUGAGUGUGUGGCGGGGCUCAAGGACUUCCACCAGCAGGGCGAUGACGACCCAGGCUGCUAUGGCUGCAUCCUCGCCGAUGACAUGGGGCUGGGCAAGACGCUGCAGUCGAUAGCGCUGCUGUGGACGCUGCUGAAGCAGGGCUUCCAGGGGCCCAAGGGGCCGCCGCUCGUGCGGCGAGCGCUCAUAGUCACGCCCACGAGCCUCGUCAGCAACUGGGCGGCGGAGCUCGACAAGUGGCUGGGCGGGCGCGUGCGCUGCGUGGCGCUGUGUGAGGCAAGCCGCGCCGAGGCGCUCAAAGGCAUCCAACAGUUCCUGGCUCCGCGCGGCAUGCACCACGUGCUGAUAGUGUCGUACGAGACGUUCCGCCUGCACGCCACGGCGUUCCAGCACGAGGGGGCGUGCGACCUGGUCAUCUGCGAUGAGGCGCACCGCCUCAAGAACGAUCGCACCCUCACCACGAAGGUAGCCGCCCAUGCCACGCAGGCGCUGGCAGGACUGCCGUGCAGGCGACGAGUGCUGCUCUCUGGCACUCCCAUGCAGAACGAUCUGGAGGAGUUCUACGCCAUGGUGUCCUUCACCAACCCGGGCGUGCUCAGCAACGCCGCCCACUUCCGACGCCACUUCCAGGUCCCACCUCCCCCACGUCCCACCUCGUCCUCUGCACUGCACUACCAGUUGGCCCGCUUCUAUUCCCCCUCGGCUCCCUUGCUCUUCCCUAAUUGCUUGCUGCCAUGCUGCACCCAUCCCAUGCUGGCUAUCAGCGAGUCGAGUCGAGUCGUGCCUCGACUCCUCUCACACUCAAUCUCACACCGCCCGCGCGUCUCUCACCCUCUCCCCGCGCUGCCACCUCUCUCCACCACGUCAUCUCAUCACCCAUGGUGGCACGCGCAGGCGCCCAUCCUGGCGGGGAGGGAGCCGCACGCAUCGGAGGAGGAGAGGGCGCUGGGGGCAGAGCGAUCUGCGGAGCUCAGCGACCGCGUCAACCAGUUCAUUCUACGCCGCACCAACGCGCUCCUCUCCAACCACCUGCCUCCCAAGGUGUGCUCCUCCGUCCUGCCACCCCCGUUGGGCUUAUCACCCACCUUGCACCUCACAUCCACCACCUCUUUCUACACCUCUUUCUACCUGCACGUCACUCCUAAUCUCUCCUGCGGGUGUAUAGUGGAGAUAGUGUGUUGUCGCAUGACAGACCUGCAGCGCCAGCUGUACGAGCGAUUCAUGCACUCCAAGAAUGUGCGCACGGCACUGGAGGAUGGGAAGAAGGCGCGGGCGCUGGCGUCCAUCACGGCGCUCAAGAAGCUCUGCAACCACCCCAAGCUGCUGUACGACUCCAUCAGGGCAGGAGGGGCGGAGGCAGCUGGCUUUGAGGACGCUCUCCCGCUCUUCCCACCUGAAAUGUUCAAUGGGAGGAGCGGCACAUGGACGGGGGGCGGUGGCACGUGGGUGCAGCUGUCGGGCAAGAUGGUGGUGCUGGCACGGCUGCUUGCACACCUGCGCACGCACACCACGGACCGCAUCGUGCUCGUCUCCAACUACACGCAGACGUUGGACCUAUUUGCGCAGCUGUGCCGGGAGCAUGGGUACCCCUUCAUGCGGCUGGAUGGAGGCACCUCGGUGGGCAAGCGGCAGAAGCUCGUGCAGCAGUUCAACGACCCCCACGCCGACGAGUUUGUGUUUCUGCUGAGCAGCAAGGCGGGGGGGUGUGGGCUGAACCUCAUAGGCGGCAACCGACUCGUGCUCUUCGACCCCGACUGGAACCCCGCCAACGACAAGCAGGCGGCGGCGCGCGUGUGGAGGGAUGGGCAGAAGAAGCGCGUGUUUGUGUACCGCUUCCUGGCAGCGGGGACCAUCGAGGAGAAGGUGUUUCAGAGGCAGAUGGCGAAGGAGGGGCUGCAGCAAGUAGUGGAUAGCGAGAAGCAGAGCGAGGGGCGCGCCCAGGUGAACCUGCUGUCAGCGGAGGAGCUGAGGGACCUCUUCAUGCUGCGCUCCUCCACCCUGUCAGUCCCCUCCUGCCGCUCCCUUCCCUCGCACGCUUUGCUACCCUCCCCUCACACGCAUUGUUGCUCUGCAUGGGUGAUAUUGUCCGACACGCAUGACUCGCUGGGGUGCCAGCGCUGCCCCUCACGCCCCUCGCUGCAUGCAGCCGGCAGGGGAGGCUGCCACGUGGGGGGACAGCAUAAGGGCGGGCAAGGUGUGGGAAGGGAGGGCGCAGGUGGUGGUGGGAAGGGGGCGAAGAUGGAGAGGCGAGGGGGAGGGUCUCUAGAGGAGCUGGCAGCUGCGGCUGCUGGGGAGGGCGAGGGAGCGGGACAAGGAGAGGGAGGAGGAGUAAGAGGAGGGGAGGAGGGGGGGGAUAGGGAGGAGGGGUCAAGUGGAGUGGAGAGUGGGGGCAGGGAGAAGGCAGAGGCAGAGGGGAGCGAUGAGGAGGAUGUGCAGGCGGGGCGGGCGAGCAGUGGCGGUGGGAAAGGGGAGGGCGAGAGUGACAUUGGGGGCUUUGCGGAGGUGGCAGGGGUGGCGGGGAAACUGAAGGAGUGGGAGAAGCAGGUGGGUAACCCAUUGGAGGAGCAGCUUGACCAGUGGGCGCAUCACAGCCGUCCAUCCGCAACUAUCCCUGACACGGCAUUACAGAAGGCAGCCUGUCUCGAUGUGACGUUUGUCUUCUCCUGCCAGAUCCGCGGCAUGCUCGCCCCCAUCGACUCCGCCCCGCCUCCCUCCACCCGCCCCUCUCACCGCCCCCUCUCUCGCUUGCCCACCCGCCUGCCGCUCCGCCCUGCUGCUGCGGUGGGUGCUGGGAUGGCAGCAGCAGGAAGAUUGGGGGGAGGGGCACUGGGGGGCCGGGGAAGAUUCGGCAUGAGGGGCCAAGGGUGGGCAGUAGGAGCGAGGCAAUUAGGGGGCCAGCCAAAAGUCUGUGCAGAGAUGGGAGGAGUGGUGGGGAGAAGAAGAGGAAGCAGUGAAGGGAGGAGAGGAGUGGGUUAUUAUGCAGGUGAGGCAGGUGUGGAGUUGAAGGAGCAGGCCCCAGAAAUGCAUCCAUUGAUUUGGAGCGCCAAAAGCGGGCCAUUCUUCGUCCCCACCAGGCCCAUCCUGCUGGUGCACGCCCCGCCCUACUGCUUCUCUGGCUCGCUGCUCGCCACUUCCCUUGCUCGUCACCACACGAUCAUGCGACUAAUAUCACAAACGUCACAGUCGCUGCAAAGCGGCGUGCGACCCGACCUCUCCAGGGACUCCGUCGCUGGAACUACCCAUCGCCAGUCGCCGUCGUGCCUCGCCGCCCUCCGCCCUCUCUCCUCCAACCUCUCCCUUACCGAUCAUCGCCCGCAGCGCGCCAAUGCUCGCCUCGUUCCCGCGGCGCAGCUGGCCCAUCACGUGUCUCCCGCGGACGCGGCAACCCAUCGCGCGCGCUGCUCGCGGGGACCAGUCGAUGCGGGCGCGGGCGAGCUCGGCGCUGGCGCCUUCACUGCUGGCGCUGGGGGCUUCAGAAGUCGGUGUUGGCCUUUCAUUGCGCCGUGCAGAGCGGCGGAUCUAAAUGGCGCCUUGUGCGCUGAGCGCGGGAGCGCGGCGUUGCGCCAAGCCUGCACCCGCGGUCGGCCCCGCACACGGCGGCCUCACUCCCACCGCCUCCGCGUGCAGGCGGUGGCGGUGGAGCGAAGAGCGCCAGCCGCGGGGGCGACUGAUAGCGGGCUGCAUUGGCCGUUGGCGGGAGGGAGGAGCGGAGGAUUGGGAUCGGGUGCAGGACGGAGCGGACGACGAGACGGCGGCGUGAGCAGCGGGCGGAGCGGAAAGCGCAGGGAGCGAUUGCCGUUCCUGUCGCCGCCUCGAGACGACGACGCUAGGGCUGGCGACAAUGCCGACCUUCGCAAACAGAUCGUUCAGUCAGCGCCGCGUGCGACAGUGGACGAGUUGGCGUCGGCUUCCCAGGUGAGCGCGCGGGUGAUAGGGGUUUUGGGAUCUAGCAAUGUUCGCGCAUCCUCACCUUCACGACACUCGUUCCCUCCCCUCGUCGUCUCUCUCUCCCAUCUUUCCCCCCAAUCGCCCCGCUUUCCCCCACCAUCCCACCUGCCUAACCCGGCGCGGGCGCAGAUGGCGCGGCUGUCCGCGCUGGUGUACCACCGCGACCCCACGCCGCACGUGAGCGCCUUGGGAUUGACGCUGCGCGCGUGCCAGCAGACGCCCUUCACGGCGUACAUGGUCGUCGACUCGCCGCCGUGCCCGCGCGAGGGCGGGCGCACGCGCUACGUGAUAGCGCGCGGCGUGGCGGUGGACCGCAGCGAGGUGGACGUGGGGCGGCUGUGGCGGCAGCUGCUGCAGGUGCGCCCCGUGCACCUGGAGCGCGCGCUGACGCCGCCGGGCGUGGAGCUGCUGGUGCAUGGCGGCGUGCACGCCAUCGCGGAGGACGUGUACCGCGGCGUGCUGCCGCUGCUCGCCGCCGACAUGCGCCGCGAGGGCAUCACCCACCUGCGCUUCGGAGGGCACUCGCUGGGCGGGUCGCUGGCGCUGCUGCUGAUGCUCAUGUUCCACCUGCGCGCGCCCAACACGCGCGCAGACGCCUCCCCCCUACACCUCUCCGCGCACACCUUCGGUUCCUUCCCUGUCCUCGCGUCGCUCUCAUCCUCGCCCUCUCCCUCCGCCCCGCAAAGCCUCUCCCACCAGUUUGCCCAUGCGCCGAGCGACCUCUCCCGCCUCCUCGCCUCUGCACACGCGCACCCCUCCUCCCCCCUGCUGCACCGUGCUGCCGGCCGCCCUCCCACCGCUCACACCACCGCCUCAUGGCCUCACAUGGCUUCGCCCCAUCUGCAUGCCCCUCCCCCCGGCCUCCUCUCCUUCCCUCAUGCACCGCUGCUCCACCCCUCCUCGCCGUUCAGCAGCAGCAGCAGGGGUGCAGCGCGGUGCAGUGUGCUGGCGAGUCUGGGCCUACCAAGCGAGGCGGCGAGGGCGUUUGUGUUGGACCGCGACAUCAUCCCGCGCGCCUUCCUGCUCGCCCACCCCCUCUGCUCCGCCUUUGCCCGCACUCCCCUGCUGCGCUCGCUGCUGGGCCUGCACCCCUCCACCAGCGCCCCACCGCUCUCCACAGGACUGUCCUGGGACCCGAUGGCCUUCCAAGCAGUGGGCCUCGUGCACUACAUGCAGGCAACAGGGUCGGAGUCGAUGGUGGCGAGUCUGCCGCCAGCGCUGGCGGAGAAGGCGCUGGCGAUGGGCGUGGGGGAGCUGGUGCGCGACCCUCUCAUGCUGGCGCGCUCCAUCCGCGACCACUGCUUCAACCACUAUGUGCACUUCCUCGAGCUACGUGGUACACCACACGAGCACUCCCCUCAUGCCGCCUUCCUGUGCGCUGCUGCUCCCCUAUCUCUCUCCCGCCUCUCCCCGUUCGCGCAUCUGUCGCAGGACAGUGUCGCGCAAGACGGUGCCGUCGCAUGCUUGGAUGACGGCGAGCAGGCACCGCCUGGCAAGGCGGCGAUAUCGGCGGCCCGUGAUGGGCCUGCCGCGCCUGCUGUCGCCACGAAUAACGGGGCGGAGGCUCCACCUCGCGCGCUGUUCCAUCCGAUCAAGGUGGGCCGUCGGGGAUUCUUCAAUCACCCUUUGCUCACUCCUUUCGCCGAAUCGCGCACGUCGAUUCCCCGUUCACGUAUCAUGCCCCGCCCUGCCGUUCUGCCGACGUCAGCCCUCUCAUCUCUCCGUGCGCUCGUCGCGUCGCAGGUGGACGACAUGCACGCGGAGAUGGACCGCCUGCGACUCGAGCUGUGGGCGGCGCGCAUAGAGUGCAGCGAGUUAAGGGCUCAACUAGAGGUGCGUCAGGCAACGCUGCCGUGCCGUGCGGUGCAGUCCUUGGUUGGUCCCGCCGUGAUCAUCACGCCGGUGACUGCCUUUCGCCCUCCCGCCUCGCCCCUCCGCCCGUCCCUUGUAACCCUCUCCACCCCUCCUCCCCACCUGCCUGCGUCCCACCCCUCCGCGGCGCGGGGCGUGCAGGCGCGGUCGGAGCGCGCGCUGGAGGAGGAGCGCCUGGCCGGCGCGAGGAGCGCGCGGGAAGAGGCGCAGCGGCAGGUGGAGGAGGCGAGAGGCGAGGCGGCGGCGGCGAGGCGCGAGGCGGAGCGCGCGAGGCGGUACCACGAGGAGGAGGUGGCCGUGCUGCUCGGCGCGCACCGCGACAAGGAGGCGCUCUGGCAGCGCAAGGAGGUGGAGUUGGAGCACGAGCUGCGCCACCUGCGCCACCGACUGGCCGACGCACGCAACG